AUGGCUCCAAUUGACUUCGAAGCCCUCCAGGCCGCAAUCCAGGAAGAUCUUAAUGCUCUGCCAGAUCUUGAGGAUGGAGGUGUACCAGUUCCUCCAGAGGGAACUGCACCCCAGCCAACAUUUCAAGUCGAAACACGCCCUACCCGCGAAGACACGUCUCCUACGGACAAAGCAAGCCAACUCACCGACUUCACGGAAGUGACCAAGGCCGCGUCUACGCCGAAGGCAGCCGCGACUGCACGCUUUAGCGGCGGUGAAGUGCCUGCGCCUGUUGCGCAACUUCACCGAUCAGAUGACAAUAAACUCGGCCAACUUGCACCUUUGCAAGACACUUUCUGUCCCAUCCUCCCAGUCAGUAAGUACUGCUACAAGUUCAUUGGCAGGAGGCAUUCCGAGACUGUCGCAGAGAAGUUCUUCAACGGCGGCAAGUUCUGGCAGAGGACCUGGGAUCUAUAUUACGUCUGGCCCACUGAGGACUGCUCCUCGUACAAGCCUCUGAUCCUUGUCCCUGAGCAUCAGGUGCAAAAAUUUCUGGACGAGAUCAACGCCAGUUUCACCGACAUCGAGAUCAAGAUUGAGGACUACCAGCGUGAGGAAGGACUGGUCAUCAAUUUCCCAGAUCACCCACGCUGCCGCCCGCGCUAUCUGGGUCGCUCCACAUCUAGAGACCAAUACGACACCAUGGCAGUCGACACACCAUCAAUUACGUUUAAGCCUGCCGGCGAAGGCGAUGUCUCACCACCGGAAGAGCGGACCUUGGAAGCGUUCAAGCAGAUGGUGGAGGAUGCCAUCGAACUGAACAAGACCAAGAAAAAGGCGGAGAAGGCCAAGAAGAAGGAAGCGCGUCUUGUCCAGCAGCAGAACUGGGGCCGCCAACUGAAGCGCAGCCAGCGGUAUCUUGGUAUUCGACCGCAGCGUGACGAUUCAGCUCCUAACGACAAGGCCGUGCCACCAGCAACUACUCAAAUCCCCGCCAUCAACACUGCUGAGGCUGCCCCAUACUCGUUCGAAUCGUCGGUCGUGUUCAUCUGCGUGGAUGUUGAAUCCUAUGAGCGUGAUCACAGCUUGAUCACUGAAGUCGGCAUCUCUACCUUGGACACGCUUGACCUGGUCAACCUCCCACCCGGCAAAGAUGGCGAGAACUGGAUGUCAAAGAUCCGCGCCCGCCAUUUCCGCAUCAAAGAACACGCGCAUCUCAACAACACGGAGUUUAUCAACGGUUGCGCGAAUCGAUUCGAAUUCGGUCAGAGCGAGUUCAUCAGCUUGGCAGAAGCUCCCGCUGUUGUCGCCACGUGCUUCAGGACGCCAUUCUCCGGUACUGGCGCUUACCGCGCGGAUGAUCCCUCACCUCUCCGCGCUGCAGUCCACAACCCUCAGCCGCCGUCGCAGCCCGAGAAGCGCAACAUCAUUCUGCUUGGCCACGACACUAACACCGAUGUUCGAUACCUGCAAGCACUGGGCUACAACCCCUUAAAUCUAUCUACGUUGGUCGAAACCCUAGACACCGUGGUCCUCCACCGGGUGUACAAGCGCGACGCCCAACCGGCAUCCUUAGCACGCAUCCUCUACGAGUUCGACAUCACAGGCUGGCACCUACACAACGCCGGCAAUGACGCCUACUACACCAUGCAAGCCAUGAUCGGUAUCGCCGUCCGGGAUGCGGCCAACAGAGGAAACCCGGAGGUUGAGAAGGCAAGAACUGAGGCUGAGGAGGAGAAGCUUAAGGUCGCCACAGAUGAAGCCAUUCAAAAGGUCCGCAACGAUGCUGAAGGAUGGAGCUCGGCUGAGGGUGAAGAUGGAGGAGCUCCCAUCCCGCCGGACGACUCGAUGCCGGCGCCUGCAUCCCAUGGCUACAAGCCCAACCGUGCAAAUGCUGAUCGUGGAGGACCUCGUGGUCGUGGCAACGGCUACGGUAGAGGCUUGCACCGUCAUGAUAGUUCAACUCAGGGAUUCGACCUGCCUGUGCGUCCGAAGCCAAGGGUGAGGAGCAGAGACCCGGGCCCGCUGACGGCGAAGGUGAGGCUGUGCGAAAGCGCUUGUUUGAGAUAG
Coniosporium apollinis CBS 100218 is the source of this 2049-nucleotide messenger RNA. RefSeq lists its product as uncharacterized. Gene Ontology annotation, molecular function: nucleic acid binding. Bases 1 to 2049 code for a protein of 682 amino acids. Gene Ontology annotation, cellular component: nucleus. The transcript is spliced from 2 exons. The record is from RefSeq and is a predicted model, not a curated record. Lineage: Eukaryota; Fungi; Ascomycota; Dothideomycetes.